AUUUUUUUCUUUUCCAUUUUGGUAGGGAUUGGAGUGCUCUAGGGUUUCCUGUAUUAGUGAUGGGCGCCAAUCGUUGAACGUCGCCAACAUCACAUUCACAUAUUCAUUCACGUCAAAAGUUUGUUCCUUUUUUGGUUUUCUUCUCUAAUUACUAUAAUCAUAAUCACUGUUCGUCAACGACAUCCUCCAAAGGAUUAUACCCAUAGCAUGUUCUCUUCUUUCCCAGAUAUCAGAUGCAUAAAUAUAUAAGGAAAGCUGCUCGAUUGGUUCUUCGAGAUCACAAAAGUGGACACCUGGAAGUGGGUAGAAAUGGGGUGAUUGUCACAGCUGGACACAACAUCCACCAAUACAGGUCCUACAUGCAAUAUAAGUUUCCUGGUGAAGCACGUCGUUCAUUGUUGUGGUAUGGGACAUAUGGGAGUUUUCGUAAAUGUUAUUCUCUUAGGAAUACUUCAGUAAUCUCAGCAAGAAAUGCGACGACACUUUAUAAUGCUCAAAUUGCCUGGAAAUCACUGUACAGAAAGUAUUGUUCCAGUCGUGGCACACUUCCCACCAUAAAUACGAUUGCUCAGGCUGUGAGCCUUGCCUUUUCUCAUUAUUAUUUUCUUGUCCCUGGCAUUUUUGCGCUUACAUGUGGAGAGCUUGCAUUGGCUCGGGGAAAUUGGGUAGAUGCAGAUCGCUACCAAUCACAGAAUGCUCUGUAUGUUCGUGCACAAGAUGGGUACAAUUACAUGUUUGCUUUUACAUACCUUGUAGUUGAAGGAAUUGUCCUAUUACUUAGAGCUCUAUAUCUAGCCAUAUUAUUCUCUCCAAGUAUCGUGAUGGCACCAUUUGCAGACUAUCUUGGACCAAAAUACAGGGAAUUGUGGCUCCAGGUCGUUCAUCGUACGCUAGAAAAGUCAGGUCCAGCAUUCAUAAAAUGGGGUCAGUGGGCAGCUACACGGCCUGAUCUGUUUCCACGAGAUCUAUGCUCUAAGCUUUCAGAACUUCAUUCCAAAGCUCCUGAGCAUAGCUUUAACUACACAAAGAAAACUAUAGAAAAAGCAUUUGGCCGAAAAAUUUCUGAGAUUUUUGAAAACUUUGAAGAAUUGCCUGUUGCAUCUGGAAGCAUUGCCCAAGUGCAUCGUGCUAAAUUAAAAUAUCGUUAUCCUGGUCAACAAGGAAACCUCAUGGAUGUAGCUGUAAAGGUUAGACAUCCUGGUGUGGGAGAAUCAAUCAGAAGAGAUUUUGCUAUCAUAAAUUUGGCGGCAAAACUUUCAAACUUCAUCCCUGCCCUAAAUUGGCUAAGGUUAGAUGAGAGUGUGCAACAGUUUGCAGUUUACAUGAUGUCUCAAGUUGACCUUGCAAGGGAAGCUGCCCAUUUGAGCCGUUUUAUAUACAAUUUCCGAUCCUGCUGUAUUGGUAGAAACGUAUGAGAAGGGGGAAAGUGUAUCGCAUUAUGUUGAUGAUCUUCCAGGACAUGAAAGGAUUAAGUCUGCUCUUGCUCACAUUGGGACUCAUGCACUCUUGAAGAUGCUUCUGGUGGACAACUUCAUUCAUGCAGACAUGCAUCCUGGAAAUAUCCUUGUCCGAGUGUCUCAGAGCAAUUCUCGGAAACGGCUCUUCAAAUCAAAGCCUCAUGUAAUUUUCCUUGAUGUAGGCAUGACUGCUGAAUUGUCUGGCAGUGAUCGGGUUAAUUUAGUGGAAUUUUUCAAAGCUGUUGCGCUCCGAGAUGGCCGAACUGCUGCACUAUGUGCACUCAGUUUAUCAAAACAACAGAACUGCCCAAAUCCAAAUGCUUUUAUUGAGGAAGUAGAAGAGGCAUUUACAUUUUGGGGCACUCCAGAAGGUGAUCUGGUUCAUCCUGCCGAGUGCAUGGAGCAAUUACUUGAGAAAGUUCGGCGACAUAGAGUUAAUAUUGAUGGCAAUGUAUGUACGGUCAUGGUGACGACUUUGGUUCUUGAGGGUUGGCAGCGAAAGCUUGAUCCUGGAUACAACGUGAUGCAGACGCUGCAGACGUUGCUACUUAGAGCUGAUUGGGCAAAGUCUCUUUCUUACACAAUUGACGGACUCAUGGCUCCUUGAAUAGGUUGUGUUUGUUGAGGUUCAUUUCUUAGGAAACAAUUUUGACAAAGAUAAAAACAUCACCUGUCCUAGGGUGGUGUCUUACUCGCAUCUGCCCAAUUUUUUUGUUCUUUCUUUUUCUUGUUACCUUGUAGGGGGGAACAAGAUUAUCCCCUGUAUUCAUCUUUUGUUAAUUUCCCAUAGUUUUACUGUGAGGAUCACAGCUUGUAAGAAAGUGAGAAAGUGAAAGUAAACAGAUAAUAAAACGGUGAAAUAUUCAUCUCUCCUCCGUUACACUUUGUUGCACGGUUGCACCAUGGCAAGAUGCAGGAACGUGCUUGGGAUCGUAUAGUUUACUAACCGAAUUUAAUGAAAUUUAACGUUGUAUUUUGAACCA
Arachis ipaensis is the source of this 2440-nucleotide messenger RNA. RefSeq lists its product as uncharacterized. The record is from RefSeq and is a predicted model, not a curated record. NCBI's taxonomy places the organism in Eukaryota, Viridiplantae, Streptophyta, Magnoliopsida, Fabales, Fabaceae.